CGCGUGCGCGGAGGCGCCUUUCCGUCGGCCGGCCGGGCCUCUCCGCCCAGCAGCGCCAUCUUGAGAGGACGGGCGGUGGGUUCGUUGUCCGUCGGGCCUACGUGAGGGCCGCCUCCUUGCCUCGCGGACUCUGCCCGCGGGUCGCCCACGCCUGACCGGUGCGGCCAAGGCGCCGCUGCCGCCGCUAUGGAAGAUGAGAUGCCGAAGACCCUGUACGUGGGGAAUCUGUCAAGAGAUGUCACCGAGGCCCUAAUUCUCCAGCUGUUCAGUCAGAUUGGACCGUGCAAAAAUUGCAAAAUGAUAAUGGAUCAGACAGCUGGAAAUGAUCCGUACUGUUUUGUGGAAUUCUAUGAGCAUCGUCACGCAGCCGCAGCUUUAGCGGCAAUGAAUGGGCGGAAGAUAAUGGGUAAGGAGGUCAAAGUGAACUGGGCCACAACCCCCAGCAGCCAGAAGAAAGAUACCAGCAGUAGUACCGUUGUCAACACACUGCGUUCACAAGACCACUUCCAUGUCUUUGUUGGAGACCUCAGCCCAGAAAUUACAACUGAAGAUAUAAAAGCAGCUUUUGCACCAUUUGGAAGAAUAUCGGAUGCCCGAGUUGUUAAGGACAUGGCAACAGGAAAAUCAAAAGGAUAUGGCUUUGUUUCUUUCUUCAAUAAAUGGGAUGCAGAAAAUGCAAUUCAACAAAUGGGGGGACAGUGGCUUGGUGGAAGACAAAUCAGGACUAAUUGGGCAACACGCAAACCUCCAGCUCCAAAGAGUACAUACGAAUCAAAUGCCAAACAACUCUCCUACGAUGAUGUUGUAAAUCAGUCCAGUCCAAGCAACUGCACUGUGUAUUGCGGUGGCGUAACUUCAGGUCUGACAGAACAGCUAAUGCGCCAGACAUUUUCUCCAUUUGGGCAGAUAAUGGAAAUUCGAGUCUUUCCAGAUAAAGGGUACUCCUUUGUACGGUUCAAUUCUCAUGAAAGUGCUGCACAUGCAAUUGUUUCAGUCAAUGGCACCACAAUAGAAGGACAUGUGGUGAAAUGCUAUUGGGGCAAAGAGACACCAGACAUGAUCAACCCGAUUCAACAGCAGAAUCAAGUGGGCUAUCCACCACCUUAUGGGCAGUGGGGCCAGUGGUAUGGAAACGCCCAGCAGAUCGGCCAGUACAUGCCUAAUGGCUGGCAAGUCCCUGCAUAUGGAAUGUAUGGGCAGGCAUGGAACCAGGGAUUCGGUCAGACACAGUCAUCUGCAGCAUGGAUGGGUGCAAAUUAUGGUGUACCACCCCCUCCUCCGCCCCCCCCUCCACCACCCCAGGGGCAAAAUGGAAGUGUUCUAACUAGUCAAACUGGAUAUCGGAUGGCAGGUUUUGAAACACAGUGAGAGACAGAAGGACUCUGGAAUAGAACACCUGUGGCUUUGAGGCUGUAUGGAGCAUUGUAAAAUCCUUUGUUUACUUAAAAAAAAUCUAUCCAAUCAAGUCAGUGCAAAAGUCAAACAGUAUUUAUUUUUAAUCAUGAAACUUUGUUGUUCACGCUUUUUUUUAAAAACACACAGGAGAUACUAGAUGCUGGAUAUCUGCCAACUUUUGCCUUCUUUUCCUCUUUUGAGAUGUGUUUCUUAAGAUCCAUGUUUGAAACACAACUAAUGCAGGGAUUUCUGCCACUUUUAGUAUAGUGGCAGGAAAUUGCACAAUAUCAAACUUUUUUUUCCACUGAAGUAGUAUGCAGUCUAGUUUGCAUUCCUAAUAUGACUUAAAUGUACAUGAAAGAAGUUAUACGAGAGAAAAAAGACACGCCAAAACUGUGUGAAUUCUGGGGGUUUAUUGAAAUCUUCAGUUUGUGCACAAUUCUGUUUUAAAGAGAGCCUGAUGUAUAAAGUGUCCAUCUCCUUGCUUUUGUUAUACUGGGAUUUCAAAUAUAACUUAUUCGUUUACAUUAUUUUGUAUCUAAACAUUUUUCGGAAAGUGGUUUUUGCCUUACUGUCACCAUUCAAUUAUGAAGUAGGAGCCAGGAUGCGGGCAAGUGCCUCGUGUUCACAGAACCCAGCUCUGCACUCUGCUCGGUGUCAGGAGGUGCCGGGGGUGUGUGUGUGUCCCUGUUCAUUGACUGAUGAACAUAAGCUCAAUUCAGAUCUUAUUAAAAUGUGACACAAUCUUAGGAGCCAGCUUUUUAAAACCUGUCCAUUUUUACAUUUACAUGUAUCCUUUAUCAUGUCAACUAUUUUAGCAAAUUAAUAUUUUCACAAAAGUUGCUCAGCUUUUGUAUGUCUCCGUUGAAAGAGUAAGAGACAGAAAGACCUCUACAUGACUUAAUGGCUAUAAUUUAAGCUUUGACUUUUGCAUGUGAAUAUUCUAAUACACUGUUAGACUUUGAAUAAACAGUCAUGCUCUCAUUUUUCAGAGAUAUAGAUACAUUGGUCUUAGCAGCUUUUUACUCACCUGGAGCAAGUCUGACUUGAUUUAACAUGUACAGAUAGAGCUAUUAAACUAUAUAGCAUUGUGUGUAUCAAGCCAGGAGUAAAAGGGGUGCUCCAACUAAAGCCUGAAGGACCAACUGGAUAAAGCAUUUUUGAAUUCAGAGGCCAAAUAAUAAUAAUAAAUAAUAAUAGCAUUAUCCUACCUCCUAGCUAGCUUUCAGAAGAUGCAGAAAGAGCGCUAUCCUGGGUGUAGUGAUUAUACCCCAAUUAACAUCUGGGCACAUGGAGGUGUUUGCUUUCCGUUCUGCAUUGGUUGUAGUGGAGCAACCAAUUGAGAAGUUGCUGAUAUGCACAAGACAGUGAGCGGCCACCCUAAUUUCAUGGAACAAAAGGGGCCAGAACCAAAGUAGAGGGUUGGCUGCUGAGAAAACAAAUUGUUGUCUUAUAAACGGAUCCUGGCCCUAACAUUUUAUAAAUAAAGCAUCCCCAAAAGAUGCAACUUGUACAUUAGUUUCACUUCAUUAAUUGUCUGCUUCCUUUAAAAUUUGUAUAGGCCUGUCUUCUUUCUGCUUACUAUCUCUGCCUGCACAAUUCUUUUAAAAGAGAAAUGUGAAUAGGUCUGAGGCGAGCCUGGUGCCAUCUGGGAAUUUUUCUUUGUAUAUACUUUCAACAGCAGAAUUGAGUACAGAUUUCCUUCACAGAAGCCAGCUAAGAUCUCAGUCAGCAAACCAAGAAAGCUUUCAACAUUUGGACAAUAUUUGUGGUCCUUGGAGUAUCGUCCCUUGAGUUGACAGCAACUCAAGCUUUAAUGCUUUCAACAAUAUGUAAAUAUUUGAAAGGGGAAGGCAAAAAAAAAUAUUACAGUAUUUUUUAAAAGUUGAUUACUGUUUUAGUUAGACAAUACUAGAGAGCAGUGGAAGGGCCCUUCCCUUCUGAGCCUCUGUGAGCCAGAGCCCGUUUCUUAAGCACCCCUGUUGGCGUCUCCCUUGUUGCUGCAACCAGACUGGGGCUCUAAGGAAAAAGGAUGGGACCCUUCCUUCUAGCUGCUGCCCCCUUUGCCCCCGUUUCUCCUCCAGGCAUUAGCUUUGUUACUCUGGUGUGCAGAGAUAAAGUGCUGCCUGGGAGUGUUGUUUUUUUCUAAGUAGCAGCAUUUUGUUUUUGUUUUAAUUUCUGUAUGAAUUUUGGAAGCUUCAUUGAAACGAAUGUGUUUUGAUACUUAUGUACAGAAGUUGAAGAACUUCACUCCAGAAGCCCUGACUUUGGAAAGCCAUUCAGAUGUUAAUAAAAAUGUGAGCUCGC
Messenger RNA from Thamnophis elegans (Western terrestrial garter snake), 3702 nucleotides. It is a transcript of the gene TIA1, whose product is annotated as TIA1 cytotoxic granule associated RNA binding protein. Bases 187 to 1368 code for a protein of 393 amino acids. The record is from RefSeq and is a predicted model, not a curated record. The transcript is spliced from 13 exons. Lineage: Eukaryota; Metazoa; Chordata; Lepidosauria; Squamata; Natricidae. Gene Ontology annotation, molecular function: mRNA binding.